AUGGCUGGGAGGGACGAGCCGUCCAAGCAGGGCCAGCCUGUGCAGACAGGUGUCACCUUUCUCCCACCUGAGAACCGCCCCCCGCAGCCCAGUGCUCCCCUACGCACUGUCGGCCCCUCCGCUUGGUGCAGCCCGACGCUCGUGUGGAGAACUGACAGCCGGGUCGCCCUGUGGGGGGCGGGGGGUGCUGAAAACCGUGCAUGGGCACUGGGGCUGAGUCCCUCAGAAGGGCCCUCGAAGCCCGAGGGAUCCCGGACGGCUGCCCGCGACCCCACGGCCAUGGACCGCAAAGCCCUGGUGAGCUUCCACUUCCCAUGCUGUGGCCCACCAGCCCGGCUCUGCACGGUCCCAGUGCGAACCCUGCAAAGCCCAGGUGACACAUCUGAAGAGCGUCGUGAAAGCUUGGCUGAGCUCACGGGGGUGGAGGAAAGUCGGGAGCGGGCAGCGGACCGAAACGCCACGCCGGUGGCCAGCCCUCUGCCAGGGGCCCUGUCGACCGGCGUACCUCACCAGAACUGCACGGUGCCCUUCAACGACAGCAGGGUGUUCCUGGUGACCGUGUACAGCACCGUGUGCGCACUGGGCCUGCCAGCUAACUGCCUGACGGCCUGGCUGACGCUGCUGCAGGCGCGCCAGGGCCACGUGCUGGCCGUCUACCUCUUCUGCCUGGCGCUGUGCGAGCUGCUCUACAUUGGCACCCUGCCGCUCUGGGUCGUCUACAUCCAGAACGGGCACCGCUGGCCCCUGGGCCCGCGGGCCUGCAAGGUGACCGCCUACGUCUUUUUCUGCAACCUCUACGUCAGCAUCCUCUUCCUGUGCUGCAUCUCCUGCGACCGCUUCCUGGCAGUGGUGUACGCGCUGGAGACGCGAGGCCGCCGCCACCAGAAGACCGCCAUCCUCGUCUCCGUGUCUGUCUUCAUUCUCGUGGGGCUCAUCCACUACCCGGUGUUUCAGAUGGAGGAGAAGGAAACCUGCUUUGAGAAGCUGCCGAUGGACCGCGAGAUCGCCGGGUACUACUACACGCGCUUCGCCGUGGGCUUCGCUGUCCCUCUGUCCGUCAUCGCCUUCACCAACGAGCGCAUCUUCAGGAGCAUCAAGCUGAGCGCCGGCCUGAGCGCCACCCAGAAGGCCAAGGUGAAGCGCCUGGCCAUCGCGGUCGUGGCCAUCUUCCUGUUCUGCUUUGCUCCCUACCACCUGGUGCUCCUGGUCAAAGCCAUAGCCUUUUCCUACUACAAAGGAGACAGGGGCCCUGUGUGCGCCUUCGAAAUCAACCUGUACACGGUCUCUGUGGUGUUCCUGAGCCUGGCCACGGUGAACAGCGUGGCCGACCCCAUCAUAUAUGUGCUGGCCACAGAAGUUUCACGCCAAGAAGUGUCCAGAAUCCACAAGGGGUGGAAAAAGUGGUCCACGAAGGCAGACGUCGCCAAGCUCACAUAUUCGAAGGACUCACAGGAGGCACAGUCGCCCACAUAG
Molecule: messenger RNA, 1473 nt
Organism: Mesoplodon densirostris (Blainville's beaked whale)
Lineage: Eukaryota; Metazoa; Chordata; Mammalia; Artiodactyla; Ziphiidae
Gene: GPR132
Product: G protein-coupled receptor 132
Exons: 4
Coding region: 1-1473 (490 amino acids)
Biological process (GO): G protein-coupled receptor signaling pathway; G1/S transition of mitotic cell cycle; negative regulation of G2/M transition of mitotic cell cycle
Cellular component (GO): membrane
Molecular function (GO): G protein-coupled receptor activity
Source: RefSeq, a predicted model, not a curated record